AUGCCUGGUUUACGCGACGCCUUCGCGCCAUUUCUGAUCGCUGCCGUUGCGAUAUUACUUGACGAUGCUGCGGCACAAAGGAAGCCGAUAAAGGAGGCGCUGUUUCUGCACAACGAUGUUUACGCCAACGCUUCGUUCGAGGACUGCGUGUGGCGGCGGGAACGGGAGCCAUGCCCCGACGCGAACGUCUCCCUUAACUUGUACACAGAGGCUGAGCCGAUUAAGAAAGUGGUCGAUCUGUUCAGCGAGGACUGGCUGCGUCAGAGUGGCUGGGAGCCUUCGCACGAGACCAUCCUCCUAAUCCACGGAUACGCGGGUGGAGACGACACGCUGCCCAUCAUUGUACUCAGAGAUGCGUACCUCCGGCGCGGGGGUUACAACGUGUUCAUGCUGGACUGGGGCGCGCUGUGCCAGCCGCCUUGCUACGUCGCCGCGGUGCACAACCUGCGGCCGGUGGCGCGGUGCGCCGCGGAGGCCCUGGGCAGCCUGCGGCAGGCAGGGCUGCGCCCCGACAGGCUCACCUGCGUGGGCCACUCGCUCGGCGCGCACAUGUGCGGCAUCAUCGCGAACUACCUCAACUUCAGGCUGAACCGCAUCAUCGGUCUGGACCCGGCCCGCCCGCUGAUACGGUCCGCGCCCGCCCUCCGGCUGGACCCGGGCGACGCGCGCGCCGUGCACGUGCUGCACACAAACGCCGGCCGCUACGGCGAGGCGGCGCGUCUCGGCCACGCCGACUUCUGCCUCAACGGGGGCCGGAGCCAGCCCUACUGCGAGGACACCCCCAACGAGGCGCUCUGCAGCCACGUGUGGUCGAUCUGCUACCAGGCGGAGAGCCUGUUCAAAGCGCGGGAGGCGGCGCCUUGCGGGCGGCGCUGCUCGGUGCGGGUGCCGCCGGCGCGCGCAGCCGCACUGCCAGUGCUGUUAGGCCAACCGGCGCCAAUGACAGCGUCGGGCGCGUACUGUCUUGAGGACUUCUCGACUCCGUUUUGCCCCGCGACGUCGGGGCUCGCGGAGGGGGACCCCCGGUGCUGUCUGGACAAGCAGUACGCGGCCGCGGCCACUGCCGCCCCGCAGAGGGGACGCCCCCGUCCGUUGGUCCGGCUACGAGCACGCCGCGUCAAACCCGACGGCACAGAUUAUGCGCACGAACACAACUCCGCAGAUUAUACAGCGCCCGUUCAUAAGUCCAGAGAUUAUUCGGACCCCGAUUACAACUCCACGGAUAAUAACACGUUU
Messenger RNA from Iphiclides podalirius (scarce swallowtail), 1236 nucleotides. NCBI's taxonomy places the organism in Eukaryota, Metazoa, Arthropoda, Insecta, Lepidoptera, Papilionidae. The record is from the annotation of a GenBank genome assembly.